AAAUUAAAAUAGCCUUCAAUAGAUCUGUAAGCACAUUACCCCGGCGUCAGUUUCUCCUUGGGUCAAACUGUUCUCCAGUGUUCAUGCCAGUGCACCAAGCAAUUCAGACGCAGAGCUGUUCCGCACAUGUUUACGAGUGGAAGCUGUGGUCGACAUCGCUCCAAUCUCUUAUGCUAUUCCGUAAAAACGAAACAAUCGCGAAAACGCAUUCAGUCGACACUGCACUGAGCUGAGCCAAUGCGCCGCAGCAAGUUUUGAAGUUGGCGAAGCGCUGCUGCAUUUGUCCAUGCAAGUAGCGUGGUCCUAGUGGUGUCUCUCGUUUCUGGUGGCACAUCGUCCGCUCCUUGCCUUCUUGGUGUAGGUUAGUGUUCCCGUCAAUGCGCUUGUUUUGGACGUUGAAACUCGCAAAGCCACUCUAGCCUAGGGAAGAAGCCAUCACCGUAGCAAUCUGUGUCGCACUGACAUCUCAACGAAGUCUCGCCGGACUCGACCAGCGUAGAGGCAUUUCAGACUGAGCGAGAGUGAGCGAGCGGGAGAGAAAGUGAGAGUGAGCGAGGAAGGAGCAUGCAGAACAGAUACCUGAAGCUCUGGUAUAAUAAUAUUAUUAUCGUAACAGCUGUCUCUCGUGGAUGAAGAAGACUGUGUGUGUCUGGCUGUGGCUGCUGUUUGCGUCGUGUCAGCGAAGAGCGCAGUUCACAGUGUACCGAUCGUCAGUUGGUUGGCCUAUGUUUGAUACUAGUAGGCUAAGCGUUGGAGCAGGAUAACCCAAGUCAAGGCACACCGCGUCUGUAACGUUACAAUCACCGACCUUGGUGAGACUUAGAGGGAUACAGUGCGACCACAGUGCGAACACCGGGGCUAAAAAUGCGAGGAAUGCCUGUGGCGAGCCUGCUCCUCAGUUCUCUAGCGCUACUGUUCGCCUUAUCAAGCCAGCUCCGUGAUAGCUGGGCUACCGUCAGUGUGUGGAGCGCCCAUGGCACGCCAACUGGGAAGCCGCUUUUGACAAUUGGCCUGUGGCAGCGAUGCCCUACGCGUGCGUUGGUCGAACUCCUUCCGCAGUUAUCCGCCGCGGCUUGUGAACCAACGGGCAAGAUCACCGUGGCCAAGGUCGGCUUCCUCGGAAGCAUGGCGUUUGGCACGCUCGCCUGGCUGGUGCUGGUGCUGACGGUGCUGACUCUGUCCAAGAAGGUGGCCGUCAGCCUUCCUUACCAAGCUGCAGCUGGUAUCACCAGCCUGUUGCAAUGUGUCUGCAUGGCUGCUGCUACGGGCUACUAUACCUAUGUUCUAGAAGCACGCGAUGCUCUCGCGCUCCUGCCUGGCGUGAGGGACGGUGGCCUGGUGAAAGCCAGCAUCUCAGUCACGUAUGGCUACGCGUAUCACGUUGCCUGGAUGUCGGCAGCCUGCGCCCUGGCUGCCGUUGUCACCAUGGGCAUAUAUGCGUGUGCUCCGGCCAAACAAAGUGCAAUAUCUACUGACCAAUACCAGUUGUUAGAAACUGUUAUCCAGCAAGACAAUCCCAUUGUGUGAUUUCUAUCACAAGGUCUAUUUAAUUCCUUUCGAAAGAUCACUUUUCACUAUGUUUGGCUCAGUGCAGUAUUGAUCUGAGCUUUCCUCCAUUCAGCGCACCUUCACCGCUGCACAUACUCUCCACUACACAUUGUGCGGCACCUGAUGACGUAUCACACAUUGAUUACCCGCGACCACAUCUGGCCAGACAGCUGUACAUAACAUGGUGUCCAGAAGUGGAAAUAUCCCGGAUAAUAGAGUUUUUUAAGGUGUCACUUAUUCAGGCAUGUCAGUCAGAGCCGCGGCGUGCAUACACCUUAUUUCAAUUUUUCAGCUGGAAAUGCACACACGCGCUCACAUAAUUAUCAUAGUAUUAUAGUACCAAUGUGUAUGGAGUAUGUCCACCCACAUGAACAGUGUACUUCGAAGUACAAAUGAGACGUAUGGGACAUUGACAGAAACCCACAAUGUGUCCUUUCAGUUUAAUGGCGUCCUGCAUGUGCAUCUCAUGAACCGCCAGAUUGAUUCUACUAUGAAAUAAUUAUAUCCAUUUCUUUCACAUGCAUGAAAACACUCAAUUUCGCAUUUUUGCGAGUUUUGCUGUUUGUUUUUUAUUGCCAAUCCAGCUUAGAAUCACUGCAGCCUGUACCAAUUUAAUUGCUUGGUGUAUUGCGAUUUUCAAACUAAAGUGGACAAGAAUCCCAGCUACAUUACAGCCA
This is a messenger RNA of Sycon ciliatum, 2225 nucleotides long. RefSeq lists its product as uncharacterized. The record is from RefSeq and is a predicted model, not a curated record. Bases 865 to 1527 code for a protein of 220 amino acids. The transcript has 3 exons. Lineage: Eukaryota; Metazoa; Porifera; Calcarea; Leucosolenida; Sycettidae.